This is a messenger RNA of Drosophila willistoni, 956 nucleotides long. RefSeq lists its product as uncharacterized. The record is from RefSeq and is a predicted model, not a curated record. The coding region runs from base 47 to 880 and encodes 277 amino acids. NCBI's taxonomy places the organism in Eukaryota, Metazoa, Arthropoda, Insecta, Diptera, Drosophilidae. The transcript is spliced from 2 exons.
UCGAUUUGAUAGUAAUCAUUCGAAAAAAUGUUUGAUCUAAUGGAAAAUGCGUGUAGACUUUUUAAUCAUGUGGCUCAUAAUAUUCCCUUUUCCCUUGACAUUGCUAGUCGAUGGAUAUUCUGCAUCGGGGCCACGGAACAGGCGGUGUCUCGCCUUCGAGUUCGGCAGCGAGAUCGGUGAUAGCGGCGUCGAAGAGGGCGGAGACUCCGGUUGUGAGUCCGGUGGCAGUUCAUCCCAUCAGCAACAGGAUCGGCAAAAGGAACAUGGUUCCACUGGCCGAAUGAGAGGUAACUCCAAACAACGCGCCUCUGGCAUUGCUCUGAAAGCUGCACAGGAGGCGAAACAGGCCAAUGAAGAUAUGGUCGGGGCCGUCAAGGCGGCAUCGGAGAAGAUUAAAAUCGAAUAUGCCGAGAAAGCGGCAGCAGCUGCCAAAGCCGCCGAAGCCGUUCUCGCUGGCAAGGCUCAAGUUCUCGAACAACUUGAAAUGGAGGUUCGCGAGGCUGAAAUCGUUGUCCAGGAAGAGACACAGGAGCUUUGCACUGCCGAGGGCAAUGCACAGUUGGCUCAAAAGGCUCACAGUCAGUCACAGGAGGAGCUAAAACUUCUGUUGGCAGGACUUAAACUGGCUAGGGAAAACUACGACACCUCGGAGCAGGUUUCAGCUGUGUGCCAACAAUCGUUAUCCGAUAAAACAAUUCUUCUGGAAGCCGCACAAAAUCGUGUGGGUGUCCUGUUGCGCCAACUGGCCGAGGCACGCAGUGAUUACAACAAAACCAAGAAGGCGGCAUACAAAGCGUUAUGUGCCGCCCAAGAGGCCAAGGAGCGUAUCGAUCGUACGCGACGACAAGCUAACCAGUAUCCAGGACAUUUGGUUAAUUAAUCGAUUCAUUGACUUUAUUAUACACAAACAUAUAGAUUGAUUUAUAUUUUAUAAGCAAAUGCAAAACUCAAUUUUA